GAAAUGGACAAAAUUGACCCAGUUAUGGAAAUAAAAGAGCAAAUUGAAGAGCUGAUGAAAAAAGAGAUUUUAGUGGAUGUAGACAUUCUGCUCAGACAGACAGAGACAGUGACUAAAGGACGCAUUACCAAUAUUCAGAUGGUCAAGGUUGAAGAAACUGCACUCAGUUUAUGGAAUUGGACCAUGGCAAGAAAUAAAAACUGUGUUAUGGCUGAUGUGCAGAAAGUUCAGUUGCACCAUGUAGCCUGCAAACUGAUGAAGUUCUGUGAAGGAGAUGAUCCUUCUGAGGAGAUAGUGCGGAGGCAGAUUUUGAUGGCUAUAAAGACUGGGAAAGGCUAUGUGGAUGUUGGAAAAUCUGAUCUUGCCAAUGAAUUCUUUGAGAUUGCUUUGGAUAGUCUGGAAAAACUCUAUGCUCUGCUGAAUAAGAGGAGUACUAGAGAGACUGAUAUUUGUGAACACAAAUCUGAUAUAGAGAAGGGUGUGUUCAGAAUUCUCUCUUUCCAAGCUGAAUCGGCAGUUGCUCAAGGGAAUCAUCAGAAAGCAGUCACAUGUGUUCUUCAGUGCAAAAACUUCCUAAUGAGGCUGCCCCAAGAGACCUGUUACCUCUCCCGCCUGUGCUAUAACUUUGGUGUGGAUGAAUACACACAGAAGAGAUAUGAAGAGAGCUCCUUUUGGCUCCGCCAGAGUUACGAAAUUGGAAAGAUGGAUAGGAAAUACUCCAGUGGACAAGAAAUGCAGGCUAAAGUACUGCGGUUACUAAGUACUGUCUAUCUGGAUUGGGGGAACAGAGGUCAUGAAUACAAAGCUCUCAUGGCUGUCAACAUGGCUAAUGAGGAAGAUUUGCAUCCAGCUGGUUUGUUCUUGAAAAUUAGAAUUCUCCUGAAAGGUGAUGUGCUAGGUGCAGAACUUGGCACAGCUAUUGCUGAACUUCUGCGUCAUGAGUUUCCUCUAGAUUUUUUUGUGGAUGUAGCAAAACUGCUUCUGGAGCAUGAGAGGCAGACCAUUGUGCUAGGCUUUUUGGACUCAGUUGCUGAGAAGUUUAAAGGAUUCCCGGAUGUUGGCAAAGUCAUUCUUCUUCAUAUUGAACUCCUGAUACAAAGAAUGAAUGAGUCGCUUGCCCAAAAUAUUAUUGAAUGUGUUAUUGCAGACCACAACCAAGGAAAGUGUCUGCAUCCUGAAACACUGGACCACUUGCACCAUGUUCUGUGGGAUAGAGCUGCCAAGUACUAUAAGGAAGAAAAGUAUUAUGAAGCCCUUGAGUGGUAUACUUACUCAUUCAAACUCUACUCAAGUGGACAAACAGACAAGAACAUUGCAAGUUUGGAAAGGAAUAUGGCUGCUUGCUUUCUUCGCUUGAAAGAGCCUCUCAAGGCUAAGGAGGCAUUGGAGAAAGCAGAGAGGCACCAUCCCAACUGCAUAUUCACUUAUUUUUAUUUUUAUAAAAUUGCCAUCCUAGAGAAUGAUAUGGAAGCAGCUUCCAAUGCAAUUGAUGAAAUGGAGAAGGCAGUAACAGAUCCAGACUCAAAGACCUGGAUGCCAGAACAAAGUUUGGCUAGCCUCCUGAAAUUAGCUGCCCAGUUUGCUUUAGAGAAUAAGCAACAUUGUGCAGCUAUAAAGGCCUUGGAGUGUUUAUCUCUGCACUUGGACGACUGUGGACUAAUAGCUGCAAAUUUUAAGUGUUUGGUUCCACUUAUAAUGUACGAAAUCACAGGAAAACCCAGAGAGGAGAUAACUGCUGAUUUGGAGAACCUUCUAAAAUACUUGACUGCAGCGUACUAUAGAUAUGAUGAAGAAUUCGGAAAGGACACAAUGACAUUGGAAACAAGAGUCAGUGAAGUUCAGUGGUUCAGGAAGACUGCUUGGACCUUUGCUGCCCUGUCCGGGAGCUGCCUGAGACUAACAAAGGAUUUAUUUCUAAUUUCAUUCAAGUUCUCUCAGCUUUGUCCUUCUGACAAAACUGUUCUGCUUGACCAGAGAUCAUGCCUGCUUAUGGCUGCUGCCAUUGGUCUUGAAAUAGGACGGAGCAGCUCUACUGACCAGAAAGAACUACUGAUGGAGGCCCUCCGACACAUAGAGUCUUGUUGGAAUAUUGGGAUGUAUCUGAAGGAAACUGGCAACCUUCCCGAAGACCCAGCAGAUAUAUUACUUCUUCUUUAUGAGUUCGAAGCAAGGGCGAAGCUCAACGACCCAAAAGUAACCAGUCUUCUGGAUAAAACGCUGCAAAGGCCCAAUAUUGAUAUUAAGACGCUGGAAACAAUUGCCUCGCUGGCCAUGGAGCCACCAGCUUACUACCCUUCACUCGCCAAGAAGGCCCUCAGAAAGGUUUUGACUAUUGUUAGCAAAUGUGUACCCUUGGAUACACUCACUUUCAGCAAAUGUAUACAUAACUUGAUUCAGCUUUCUCUGCCAUCUGAUGUGGCUGGAGCAGACGUAUACGCACUGGCGGAGUCAUGGGCCUAUUUUGAAGAAGCUCUGAAGACUUUGGAUAGUAUGGUGCUGCGGCCCAGUUAUCCAGACGCAGAAAUAUUCUGGCUCAUGGUUAGAGCUUGGAACAUAGGAGUAUAUCACAACUCUUUUGGCAGAUAUAAUAAAGCUGAGCAAUGGUGUCGCGUAGCAAUGUUCUUCUUGAAUCACCUGAGAGAUAUAUGUAGCAGCUACAGGAGAAAGAUGACUGGCUUUUACCAAGUAUUGCUGGGCAGACUUCCAGGAGCAAAUGGACCCUCUCCAAAUAAGUGA
This is a messenger RNA of Zootoca vivipara (common lizard), 2736 nucleotides long. RefSeq names its product testis-expressed protein 11. NCBI's taxonomy places the organism in Eukaryota, Metazoa, Chordata, Lepidosauria, Squamata, Lacertidae. Gene Ontology annotation, molecular function: protein binding. Gene Ontology annotation, cellular component: central element. Gene Ontology annotation, biological process: reciprocal meiotic recombination; male meiosis chromosome segregation; synaptonemal complex assembly. The record is from RefSeq and is a predicted model, not a curated record.